This is a messenger RNA of Schizosaccharomyces japonicus yFS275, 1314 nucleotides long. RefSeq names its product SNARE Tlg2. The coding region runs from base 256 to 1161 and encodes 301 amino acids. Gene Ontology annotation, cellular component: Golgi apparatus; Golgi membrane; membrane. Gene Ontology annotation, biological process: vesicle-mediated transport. NCBI's taxonomy places the organism in Eukaryota, Fungi, Ascomycota, Schizosaccharomycetes, Schizosaccharomycetales, Schizosaccharomycetaceae. The record is from RefSeq and is a predicted model, not a curated record. The transcript has a single exon.
AUUAAAAAGCGUCAAAAUGUAGUAAUAUUUGCUAUCUUGUUCGCCCGCGUCGCUCGGAGUACGCUUGAGCCAGCUUUCUAGUAAUAUCUGUCUUUUGGCACGUUUUUGCAUUUUUAUAGGAGAAAACUACACAAACUCAUUCGUUAUUUGCAAGGAAUUAAUUCAGAUAGUGUACAAGUUCGAAAACUUUUGGUAAUCCUUGACCUAUUUGCUUUCCUUCAUUAGUUGCCCAUUGUGAUCUUUCUUUCGACGAGCAUGGCCUAUCGGGACAGAACAGCACUGUACAUUACAUUUAGACAAUCAUAUGUUCAUCAUGGAAGCGCUUUGAGCCAGCACUUUUGGGAUCCGGAUGAUGAACGAAGCAAACUUGUGCAACAGGGUGAGAAUAACAAUGUUGCCAUUGAGAUGGAUAUUCUUCCUCCUUCUUGGUUAGAUAUUGAAGCCAGUGUUGAUGGUUUGCUAGAGAAUGCUAAGCAGAAUAUCGCUGUGCUCGAUAAGUACCAUUCUAAGCAUUUGUUACCUAGUUUCUCUGACAAAAGUGAGAUGGAGCAGAGAAUUCAACAGCUCAAUAUUGAGAUUACUAGUGACUUUCAGCGUUGCCAAAAGCUGCUGCAGCAAGUUCGAAAACAAAGUGCCCAAGCUAAAGGUCCAGAAGCAAGAGUUGCAGCAAACUUUAUAACGAGCAUAGCUGGCCGAAUUCAACAGGCUAGUACGAGUUUUAGAAAGAAGCAAUCACUUUACUUAAAACGGAUACGUGGACUAAAUGAUUUUACGACUGACAUCUCACCCAUGGAUGAUGCUGUUUCUGAUGUUGCUAUUUCAAAAUCGACUAUUCAACAGGCUGCUCUUAUGGAAGAACAAGGUGAAGAUCAAAACGCAAUUGAAAAUGAACGGGCAAUAGCGAAAAUUGCUGAAGGAAUUCUGGAAUUAGCUCAAAUGUUCCAAGAGCUUCAAACACUAGUCAUUGAUCAGGGAGCCUUAAUUGAUCGUAUUGAUUACAAUAUCGAACGAACUCAAAACUAUGCACAUUCUGCCGAGAAAGAACUGAAGAAGGCUGAACAAACACAACAUAACACAGGGCGUCUUCGUUUCAUCUGUUUUCUGAUCCUAAUGAUAAUAGCACUAAUUUUCGUCCUUGUAUUCAAGCUCCUCAGUGUGUAGUUGGUUUUCAUUGCCAAUGUCAGAAGCAUAGGCACUAAAGAACGACAUAACACUUCUUCAACCUUUAACCAUUAUACUUAUUUUUGAAAUUAGAACGAGCUUUAAUGAGAAUUUUAUAAUUAAUAUCUACAAAAAGCACUGCAUUAACAAAUA